AUGCAGCAGCAGUAGCAGUAAUCCCCGAGAUGUCUUGCCCCACUUUUAUUUCGCGCGCGUGAGAGAGAGUAGGCGUCAGGGCGCGCGUUGAGGACGCCGCCCGUGGUCGUUCCUGGUCGCGGAUUCCUCGUUUUUCUCAAUAAAAUAUAUAUUUUCGAUAAGUAAAACUAAAGUUGCUUUACUGGGCAAAAGCUUGCUCGUUCGAGCGACAACGACGGGUAGCAAUGUCCUUCCAAGUAAACAAAGGAAUGAAUCCGAAGUGAAUUAACUAAAAAAUCCAUAUCCGUCCGUGUAAUAUUUAUAAAAUUGACAAAAAUUAUCCUGCGCCCAGUCAUCGAUUAAGUGAAAGCUCCAGCUCGAGGAUGUGAAACGUAACAGUGUUUUUUCUUGAUUGAGUGGCCUGGGUGCUGUCCUAGGCGAAGAUGAGUGUGAGGGUGGCGACUAAUAUAAAUAACUGGACUCAUUGCUAUUAAGCAGCCUAAUUUCCGUUUAAUCAAACAUCAUCAUCAUCGUUAUCAUCAUCACUCAUCUUCCAUAAUUACAUUCUUACCCACUUUUUCUUAUCUCCGAUCGAUAAGCUCAAGGAGUCCACGAUUAAAGCGGGUGCGGCUUUUAAUUGGAAAUAAUUAUUCAAUAAGGGAUGGCUGGUGUCUCAUCAGCAGCCAUAAGAACACCCAUGGGUAGAGCACGCAUUUACCGAGGCGCCGGUUCACCGGCCUCUGAAAUCGCCAUGGACCCAAGAAGUCUCCAAGAUUCAUUCAACUCCAGCUCCAACACCUCAUCCGGUGUUUAUCUCUCUAGCAAUCCACAGGUUGACGUUUCGACCCAAGUUGACCUCAAUUCAGCGAUGAUCCACGACUGGGACAGACGGGCGACUCCUUUGUACUCGAGAGAAGACUUCAAAGAGCAGUACUGUAUAACGAGCCGCCAAUUGGACGCAGUUGAGAAAUCCAGCGGUGGAAUCUUUGGUUGUCUCUCUGCCAAGGGUCUAUCACCCUGCACAGCCACCAGGGUUUCAAUCUUGUCAGCGUGUGUCCGAAGUGCGUCAAGUGAUGAAAAUCUGUGUGACGCACCGUACCCACGAAAACCUUUUCAGAUAUUUUACCAGCAGCCUUAUCCGUCAUACCACCGAGGAAUCACUCGCUAUGAUCUAGAUGAUGAGGAGUGGGUCAAUACUUCGUACUUUCGAAGGCGUCCUACGUCUUUCUGCACCAUUGCUGAUCCGAAAAGAUACACAUGGCUGCAGGAAGACGAGGAGUCGAUGCGAUUAGAAGGCCCAAGAUCGGUAUUGACAGCGAUAAACCAACCACAUGGCAUCCACAAGCCGAAGCACGUAAGCUUUGCUCGUUCACAUACGUUAACAUCAUUUGAGAUUGCAUCACGUAGCAAAAGUCCACCGAGACCACACGCUCAGGAACGUCUGAUUGAUACUCAGCCGACUGCGCAAGCGUGUGUACCAGCGGGAAUGAUCCACCCUUACCCACCUCCGGAACCUAAAAUACUUAUCUUAGAGAAAAAUAAGCGGGGCGUUAUGAAAACUCAGGCUACGCAAACAGAAUUGCCAACGGGCUUGAGACGAGAGCCUCCGGUGACACUUAGUCCUAGGACGAUACAUCGGGUGAAGAUGGUGUCCCAGGGCGCCCAGACCAACGGGAUAAUCAACGGCAGGAAAUUGACCAAGAGCUAUUCGGAAGCUGGCCAAUUUGGCGCGCCUCUAGGCACUAAUGGGACCAAUAAGGAGGAGCCAGUCGAGCAUGAACCCUUGCAGAGGACACAAAGUGAAGAGCCACCGAAAUCUCCGUUUCUCAUCGACUCGCCGCCAAAGUCACCAGCCAGAGACCAACUGGGCAACGAUUCACUGGUAAACGGUGACCUGGAGCUCACGGGAAAGCGGCUCUCGAAGGAAGAAGAGGAAAUUUUGAUUGAUUUUAAACCAGCGCCGGUUUCUCCAGAUGCACGUGCGAUGCUGAAACAGAUGCCGUUGGUCUGGCGGAGGCCUAUUACUCUCCAGAAAACGUUCUCUGAUGGGGAAAUCCAAGUAGAGAGACGCGAAUUAAUUGACGAAGCCGGAGCGCCAAGCUAUCCUCACACUUGUCGUCGUAAUUAUAACGACAUAUGGAGUCGCAACAUCAGGCCACCCGUCCAAUUUUCAUCUACGCCUGAUGAUUUAUCGCUUCUACGCACUCAAUCCCCUCAUGAUGAUAAUCACGAAGAGGAAUUCCACGAGAAUAUCAUUCGCCGAGGACUAUUUCGUAAAAGAAGUGUUUCACUAGAAGACGGCGUUCAAGAUCUUGCUUCCAGUGAUUUCAAUCUACCCCGAUCGCUUCCUACCUCCCCGACCUCGCCGACUGCUAGUCCGAGAAUCCGAAAAAUCGAAGAAACUCCGCGUUAUGAAAUACGCCGACCUAGUUUCCUAAGAACAUGCCCAAUAGUUGGACCAAUUACUUCUCCAUUUGCAUCAAGUGACUCGUUGAAUAACGACGUCACCAAGGACCACAGCGACGGGAUUUGGAACGAAUCUCAAGCUACAGUGCUUCAAGCAGACACUCUCGCUCUUCUCACUCCUUCGUCUCGUAGAAGGCAUUUGCUACUACUCCAGCAUCAGCAGCGGUCUUCUAUGGACACUGAGACCCUGGACGUGGAAGAUGACAUCGAAAUUUGUCCUCCCAGUCCAAGGAUUCUUCUGGAACCACCAUCGAUUGUCAAUACCCCCAGUGAGCCACUGUUGACCAAUGGUCGUCCACGAAGUGGCCUUCGACGACGCAGUCCUGGGCCUCCCUACUCCUUGCCACAAUCACAGUCAUCAAGUGAGCUGGCUUUGAGCAUCAAUCGCACAGAUUCCGGUAGAACAGAUACCACCGAUCGCUCAGAAGCCUCAACUACAGAAGACUACGUCACUGCCAACACCUCAACUGGCACAGGAACCACCACCGGAACAUCAGCUACCAUCAGUUCAUGGUCACGACCUAGUGGGUACCAUGCGUCGUCAAGUGCUGCGGCGUCUGCUCCCGCUUCUACAACUGCUACAGCUGCUGACGGUAGCUCAUUUGAAAGUGCUAGCUCAAUUUAUAGCCUUGCCAGAAGCGAGGCGGUCUUAGAAGAACUACCACCGAGCCCCAAGGCUAUCUUCGAAGAAAUAGAGAUGCCAUUUGACCUAGCAGAUCUAGUCCCGCCCUCACCCGCGAGAUCUUCCAGCAGUAGCAGUUCUGGCAGCUACGAUCUUGAAGAUGCUAUGCCGGAUCCUUGCCCUGAAUUCACAAUGGCUCCACUGAGCGGACACGCCUCUGAAGCUGAAUUGGAUCACGACUAUACCAGAGCAACAGAGAUCAGGCGACUGUCAUCUGGUUACAUUGAAUCGCCUCCGGAACCUCACACCUGGACAGACGAGCCAAGACGGAAAUCAUUUGUUCUUGAGUUUCCGACUGGACUGGAAGACCACAGUCAUCAUUUAGACCGAGCAGAGUUGCUGUUGGAUCCAGAUGUCAGUCCAACUCCCAGCCACCGACAUCGUCCACGUACGAAAGUUAACGCCGGAAGGUCUCCGUACAGGAACAACAAGAAGCGGGACCCGCAGUCUCCAAUUUCUGCUUUAUCGAGAAGUCCUCAAAAGGAAGAGUGGAACAGAGACAUUGGAGACGACCCGGUCCAAAUUCCGACCUCAGAUGAUUCUAGUUGUAGCCAUCACUAUCACAUGCAUCACCAUCAUCAUCAUGUACACAGAGACAAUAUGGAACGUCAUCGCAGGACCAGAGAGAGCCCACGAAGAAAAACUAGUGGAUACGUUUCAACCCGUCGACGAAGCAAUGAGGACAAAAAUGCAGCAUUCACUGGCAGCUUACCCAGGCGUAGAUCUCGACCGAUUGAAGACUGCUCCAACCGACUCAGCCCAGGAAGCAGGUACCGCAGUCCAGGCCACAACGGACACACCACGGUGAUUGUAAAGUCUCCGUCGUGUUUGGAGACCAGGUUAAAAGCGUUGUCAGCAGAAUCGUUGCGGUCUGUCAGUCCCGGAAGCGAUAGUGUAUUCUACAGUGAAAGUGCUGAUCUGUGUGCUACCCACCACGACACUUCCCACUGCCAUAGUUGUGGAAAGGAGGUUGGCUCACUUUUCAAAGAUAAUCCCAAAAAUUCGACCAAUCACGAUCGGUUUCAGGUUAUCGAAGAAAUAGUCCAACCACCCGCUGGAUUCGCGGACUCACCAGAAGGUCCGCGAACCAUUUCCAAACAUUCCGGGCACAGGUUGUAUAAAAAGCUCGACAAGCGGUACAGAUCAGAAGACCGUGGCGAGCGAAGGUAUCAUCGAAACAACGGAAGGUCUGACGUUCGAGCCAAAUCCGAGGAACGUGGAGGUCGUCCUUCCAGCAGAGGCUCUAUUGAAGAUGGAAUUCGACGACGUCUUCAAGCCAGAAGUACUGACGUCAGUAUGGAAACAUUAGCAUACCGGGAAGACGAAGACACUUACAUCGAACCCUACACCGGAAACGAGUGGAUUUACAUUGGGGAGCUGGAAGAGAGUCAUGUUUGGAAGCGACCCGACAGCCGUGAUGGAGAUGAUGAAUCAUCAGAGGGUCCAAUAAAAGACCGCAGAGGCUCACAAGGAUCCACCCAAAGUGAAAAAGACUUCCGGAAAAAAUACCAGACAGCUACUCAUCGCAUGGUACAUCGUAAGAGCAGCGGAGAAAUGUACAAGCGAAUGCAGAGCAAGAGUUUCGAGAGCGACAAAACAGUGAUUGUAAAACGAGAAGCUGGAGGCGAAUUUGGGUUCCGCAUCCAUGGUUCCAAACCUGUGGUGGUGUCUGCAAUUGAGCCAGAUACUCCAGCAGAAAGCUCUGGUCUGGAGGUGGGCGAUAUCAUCAUGUCAGUAAACGGGAGGAGUGUGAUGGAUGCAACCCACUCAGAAGUGGUACGAUUGGCACAUUCUGGACCAGAUAUCCUGGAACUAGAGGUAGCAAGAACUUGCAAUGUCCUGGCCCCAAGAGUGGCCCGAAGUCCAAAGGAAUCUGGAGACGUUGCUGUUUACUCGGGGUACUUGUGGAGACGUGCCACCACUGUGAAUCCUGCAGGUAUUGCCACUGAUAAGUGGGUCCGAAGGUGGUUCGCUUUGCGUCGUGAUAAUUGCCUUUACUACUACAAGACUGAUUCGGAUGCUCAGCCGGUUGGAGCAGUCAUGCUCUUGAAAUACGAUGUCGAAGCUACCCCUGAAUUGAGGAAUUUCAGUUUUGUGAUUAGGAAACUAGGAGCACCCUCGCAUCAUCUGGCUGCUGAUAGCGAAGAAAUGAUGCAGAAUUGGAUCACUGUUAUCAAGGAGGCUGUUGAAAGAAAUAAUCAGGCGGAUACAUGGUUAGAUGCUUCGGUGCGAAUGCAGCAGUUACCAGCCUGUUCAAUUCAGCGGCCGGACUGUUUUGGCUACCUGAGUAAGCAGCAAGACCGAGCGAAAAAGACCUCGUCACCCACUGGAUGGUCCAGGAGGUACUGUGUUCUGAAAGACGCUGCACUAUACUUCUACGAUGACGCUAAUGCGGAAAAGGCUUUUGGAGUUGCUUGUCUUCAUGGAUUCAAGGUCCACGGUAGCGCGUCCCACGGAGGCGGUCGCAAACAUGCUUUCGAACUGCAGCCACCCGAUCCUACCCAAAGGAGCUACACUUUUGCUACCGAAACCGAAAUGGACAAAAAAAGGUGGCUGGCUGCGCUCGAGUACUCAAUCGAUCGGUGGAUAAAAGUAGGUUGAUCGGUUCCGUUAAUUGCUUACAAUUAGAACUAAUUUAUGACUUUAAUAUAUUUAUAAAUAAUUAUAUAAUUAAUAAAAUAAUGAGUACGUGGAUCUUGGUUCAAUCAUGAAGAUACUAACGACAAUGUUCAUCGAAUUAUAAACAAUAUUAAUAUAACACAAAGAAUACUAAAUCAUAUAUAUAAAAAUAAAAAAAUUAUAUAUAUGAAUAUAAAUGUUAAAAUUUUUAUUUUUAAUUCGAUUAUAUACGAAGUAUAUACAUAAAUAUAUAUUAUAAAAUAUAAAUAACAAAACGAAUCCUCGCCGUCCCUAACGAUAUCGUUCAUGUAAAAACAACUAUUGUUGUUUAUUUAAAUUUGUAAAAUCAUUUAUUUAUGUCUAAAUAGUUUAAAUUUUAUUUAUUUUAUUAUUUAUCAUUUAUGUAUUUAUUGAUUAAUAAAUUAUUAUUUAUUUCAACAGACGUUUUAAUGCACCACUUAAUCACGACGCUUAAUAUAUUAAAAACACAAAUAAUUACAAUCAUAAAAAUUACAAUUAGUUUUUUAAUAUUAUUAUUUGUAUAUUAGGUAUAUUGUACCAUAGAAGAAUAAAUAAACAUAAAGAGAUUAUUUAAAAAAAAUAUAUAUGUAUAAAAACAAAUAAACGGGUGAAUGUAUGUAAAAUUAUCGAGCAAUAGUUUUAUGUAGAGUUAAUUGGAGUAUUAAUUGGGACUCGAUUUAUCCAAUUAGUAAAUUAACCAAGUAAAUAAUUAAUUAGAUGAAUAUUUUUUGGACUAAAACCGUAAUAUACUUGCUUGUCGACGAUUAUUAUUACAAGUAAUGAGUCGGCUGUUUAAAGUAGUUGUCAUGGUACAAUAUUGUCAAAAAAUCAGAGAUUAUAUGCGCCGCAAAAGUAUAUAAGCUUGUAGCUAAGUAAUCCAUCAUUUUUACGCAAGACUGUACCCGUGGAGACGCAACCAAUACAAUUGUUUCUGUCUGGCUCCGUAGAUAUAUAGUUUUUCAUAAAUUGUUGAACUUUCAUUUGUUAUUUAUAAAUAAUUAGACGGUCAAAAAUUUUUUUUUAAACUCACA
Messenger RNA from Cotesia glomerata, 6798 nucleotides. RefSeq lists its product as uncharacterized. The transcript is spliced from 14 exons. Gene Ontology annotation, molecular function: protein binding. The coding region runs from base 641 to 5728 and encodes 1695 amino acids. The record is from RefSeq and is a predicted model, not a curated record. Lineage: Eukaryota; Metazoa; Arthropoda; Insecta; Hymenoptera; Braconidae.